UCAUAGAGCAUGCGGCCCUCUCGCUUAGUGUGGUCUUGGUCUGGUGGAAAUCUCGCUAAGAGAUUCGAUAUCCCAGCUAUAAAAACCUACAGUUGGUUAUUGUAAUUCCCAAUCGUAGUCCCUGUCCAACAUGGCUUCUUCGAAGGAAAAAAUCGACGAAGCCGGUAGCGUCUCCUCCAAUCAAAUCGAGUGGUAUGAUCCCUCCAAGGAGUCUAUGUGGACACGACUAGGUCUCAACUGGGAGAGCUUCAAACGGGCGCCAGGACCAACUGGUGGUCAAGUAGUUGCCGGCCAAGUGUCUGAAUCUCAGCUAGAGCAGCUGAAGGCAGAAGGGCCCAUGCUCCAACAGAAAAUGAAGCCCAGGCAUCUUUCAAUGAUUGCUGUCGGUGGUAGUAUCGGUACUGGACUGUUCGUUGGAUCUGGAAGCGCUCUUCGUAUCGGUGGUCCGGCUGGUGUCUUGAUUGCGUGGCUCUUGGUCGGUAUCUUGUUGAUCAACGUCACACAAGCCCUCGGAGAGAUGUCGAUCAUGUACCCAGUUUCCGGCGGUUUCUACAAUUUGUCUGAACGUUUUAUCGACUCCGGUUUUGCUUUUGCAAUGGGAUGGAACUAUGUGCUGCAAUGGGUUGUCAUUCUACCUCUCGAGGUAACGGUCGCUGCGACAACGGUGCAAUAUUGGGGCGAUGCUGUGCCAGUCGCAGCAUUGAUCACUAUAUUUUGGGUCGCUGUUAUCAUCGCUGCUUUGCUCGGUACAUUAGGAUUUGCUGAAGAGGAAUUCUGGAGCUCUUGCCUCAAGCUACUCGUCGUGGUUAUGUUCAUCUUCAUAGGAAUCAUCUGUAUCUGUGGCGGCGGUCCAAGUUCAGGUGAAUACACCAGCUACUUAGGGGGGCGCCAUUGGCACGACCCCGGAGCGUUCGCAAAUGGCUUUCAAGGUCUUUGCGCUGUGUUCGUUACGGCUGCCUUCUCAUUCGCUGGAACGGAGAUUGUUGGUUUGGCUGCGAGUGAAACACCGAACCCGCGUGCAACCAUGCCUUCUGCUGUAAAGGGAACUUUCUGGCGUAUUACUCUCAUCUACGUCACAUCACUUACUAUUAUCGGUCUUCUCAUCCCCUACGACGAACCUCGCCUUUUGGGUGGAAGUGGAGCUAAUGCCUCGCCGUUCGUUAUUGCUCUGGACAGGGCACACAUACCAGGCCUUAACCACCUUGUGAACGCAACCAUCUGUGUUUCCGUCCUGUCUAUCGGUCUCUCCGCUGUAUACGCUGGCUCCCGGACGCUUACCGCUCUCGCUGAGAACGGGUACGCUCCAAAAAUCUUCAGUUACGUCGACAAGUCUAGUCGUCCUCUGUUCUCCGUCCUUCUCUUCCUCUCGAGUUGCGCACUAGCAUAUAUCAAUAUUGCCGAGGACGGUGCCACAGUGUUUAACUGGCUCGUUGCCAUCUCUGCUCUUUCAACCAUCGUUACUUGGAUUUCCAUCUGUGUUUGCCACAUCCGUUUCAGGUCCGCAUGGAAAGCACAAGGCCAUUCUGUUGAGGAACUACCAUUCAAAGCUUUAGGUGGCGUAGUUGGCUCCUGGUUAGGUGUCAUCAUGAUGUCCCUUGUCUUGGUCGCACAGUUCUACGUGGCGAUCUGGCCACCAAACUUCGAGGGUGGCUCUAGUGAACGAGUCCAAAGUUUUUUCAUGGCCUACAUGGCGGCUCCCAUUAUUCUCGCUUUCUGGAUCAUCGGAUAUGCCUGGAAGCGCCAGAAACCCAAGAGAGCAAGUGAAAUCGACCUCGAUACUGGCCGUAAAUGUUGGCUCACUGUUGAGGAAAUGCGCCAAUACCGUGCAGAACGCCGCAACGCUCCGUUGUACGUUCGGGUUUAUCGUCUUCUGUUCUCCAACUAGGGACCAUCUCUUGUCGUAGGUGUAGUCAUGGUUGUGCGAUGUUUUGUUGUCCAGUGUUUAAUGUUCUAAUACCAUACACCUACGCUGUAAAUUCUGGGAAUUCCUGUCUUCGCAACUAGGUAGAUUUGAUUAAGUAUGUGCAAUCCAAAUG
This is a messenger RNA of Marasmius oreades (fairy-ring Marasmius), 2036 nucleotides long. RefSeq lists its product as uncharacterized. Gene Ontology annotation, cellular component: membrane. The transcript has 16 exons. Gene Ontology annotation, biological process: amino acid transmembrane transport. NCBI's taxonomy places the organism in Eukaryota, Fungi, Basidiomycota, Agaricomycetes, Agaricales, Marasmiaceae. Bases 131 to 1885 code for a protein of 584 amino acids. The record is from RefSeq and is a predicted model, not a curated record. Gene Ontology annotation, molecular function: amino acid transmembrane transporter activity.